This is a messenger RNA of Coregonus sp. 'balchen', 9190 nucleotides long. The record is from the annotation of a GenBank genome assembly. NCBI's taxonomy places the organism in Eukaryota, Metazoa, Chordata, Actinopteri, Salmoniformes, Salmonidae.
GCACUCUUAUCAGUGCAUGUGUCACUCUCUGGCUGAUCAGUUGACAGAGCAGAUGUAAGUGACACAGAGAGCAGCAGGAGUCAGCAAUAUGUCUGUGAUAGAGUCAAAGACGGAGCUCUUCACCGUGGCUGACACUGGGGACUCAGGGCUAGGUUCAGCGGCAGUCAACUCCAGGAAGAUAGUCACCACCUUUGAGAGGUAUAUCCAGCCGUGCUUGGCUGAGAUGGUGGGAUGCACUCUCUUCAUCUUUGUGGGAUGCGGGUCUGUUAUUGAGAAUGCCGGUGUUCCGGGGAGCAUCCAGCCCGCUCUGGCUCAUGGACUGGCGCUGGCGAUUGUUAUCGCUGUACUGGGAGAGAUCAGGUAAGGACAUGCACUCUGAGGUCAGAAAGUUUUACUAUGUUUUUAUGAAUGAUUUAAGUAUAAUUUUGUUCCCAUGAGUGGAGAUUUACUAUAACUAGAGCCUGACCGAUAUAUCGGUUCACCGAUAUUAUCGGCUUAUUUUGGCCCUUUUACUGCUAUAUGAUAACUCAACCGAUAACUGAUAUUCAAUAACUAGGAUGAGAAAAGGGAAUCUCAUUUAUCUGAACACUUGUGGCCAUUCUCAUGAUGUGUCAUUAUUAUCACAAUGUAUGAAAUCAACAUUUGAAGGAUAUUUAUUGGACAAUUACUCUUUUGGAUGGCAAUUUAUGAUAAUUCAUUGUGGAAAAAUUACACUUUUUAAUUUUCGCGCUGUAAAACAAUUGGCACAUAUAUUGUAUUAGUACGUUUUGUCCCGCCAAAAAAUCGGAAUCAGUAUCAGACCCCAAAAAACAUAUAGGCUCUAGCUAUAACACGUAUGUUCAUCUCUUCUAUCAGUGUGAUUUUCCUAAUGCAUGAGUAUCAGUAGCAAGUAUUAAACAUGUUAUUCUGUCUGAAUCCAGUGGUGGCCACUUCAACCCAGCUGUGUCUGUGAGUGUGUGCGUCAGUGGAGGACUGGACGUCAUCCUACUGGGGCCGUAUAUACUCUCACAGAUAGUGGGGGGGAUGACUGGGGCUGGCUUGGCAAAGGUAAGGGGGCUUUCAGAUCAAGUUUGUUUGAGCGUUUUUUUGUUUUACUCUGGAGCGAUUACCCCCUAAAUUCGGUUUGUUUGGACAGGUGUCCAAACAAACCAAACAACACACUGUGGUUCGCUCAAAAGUAUAGUCUGUCUGAUUCCAUUUGAAUGUGGUGCGGUUCACUGCAGGUGAGAACAGUAGUACUGACCAAACACAGGAGGAAAAUAACCAGAGGCCAGCAGUAUUGUUUGUUUGACGCAAUAUCAUAACUUGAUAGCUCUGAAACAUUUUGUGAGUAGCAGUGCAUUUAUGAGCAGACUGGGACUGGUUGUCACAGUUUUUACUGUGUAUAUUUCUCAACACUGGUAGGCCUAUAUCAUAAGAUACUCUUUUAAAGAAGAAAGAAAGGUCUUGGGUAGCUGACUAAACUCCACUCCAUGGUGAAGGAAGUUUCUGAUGAACUCCACCAAUGGAGUGGAGCAGAGACCAGGCUUUGUGGAAUCUAGCUCCGACUACAUCGAUUCGCCCAAGGUCAAUACUUUAAAAAAUGUAAAUUAUGAAAUGCUUACCUUGUACCUAUGUUUGUCCUCGGUAGUUGUGUUUCUUUGUUUGCUGAAAUUCAUCCUUUUUCUAAAAACGUUAAUCAAAUAGAACCACCGACUGUUUGCUCAUUGCUGUUGCUCUACAAUGGCAACUCAGCGCAAAUGUGCAUGUGCCAAUUGAAUCUCAACAAGGAAACAGUUGUGGUAUUUCCUUAACAUUUAAUGAAAAAGUAUGGAUUUCAGCAAACAAAGAAAGGUGGAGUUCAUCAGAAACUUCCUUUACCAUGGAGUGGAGAUUAGUCAGCUAGGUCUUGGGGUUGAAAUGGGCACUCUUUUGGAGUUAUUGCCCAUCAAACAUUGUCUGUUGGAAAUGAAGAAAGUAUUGUGGGCUAGCCUUAGAAAUAAUCACACUAUUGAUUUUGAUGGAAUAUUGUUCUAACAAAAUUAAACAGCUUAUACUUUGUAAGUAUAAUUUUUUAUAUAAACACUCCCAAUAUAGCAUAAAGGCUAUAGCCUAUGAUCAGGGACACAACCUUCACUUGGGACCGGGGGUCAUGUCCCCCCCACAUUCUGAAAUUUCACUUUUUCAGUCGGUUGGAUUUAGGACCAUGCGGACACCCCAAAGCGGGCAGACAGGCUGUGUGAAAGGCAAAGCUUCUGGAAGGCUGGCUGGACCAGCACAGGAGAGUUGAACAGAGACAGCUGCUAUCAGUGUGUUGCCUUUCUCCGAGUUGUAAAAUCAAGCAGAGCAGAAACUGCCUACUCUUUAGUUGACUGAUGUAAUUGCUGUUUAACUUAACAGGGGAAAAAACUAAACUAGUGGUUAUUCCCAGUGCUGAGCUAUUAGCUAGUGUAACUGACAUGUAAUGUUAGAUCGUGUUUCAUCCCCUCUCGACUGAGGAGAAUGAAUUAGCUAGCUAGUAGCUAACUUAACACAGCCAGGUCAGCUCUAGCCUCUAGCUAUCUGGCAGAUAACGAUAUGAGGUGGCUACUAUUACUAUCUAACAGCUGUUGUUUGUAUGGAAAUGUUUUGUAGCCUUUGUUUUGUCCCAUUUCAACAGAAGUACACUACCGGUCAAAAGUUUUAGAACACCUACUCAUUCAAAGGUGUUUCUUUAUUUUUUACUAUUUUCUACAUUGUAGAAUAAUAGUGAAGACAUCAAAACUCUGAAAUAACACAUAUGGAAUCAUGUAGUAACUAAAAAAGUGUUAAACAAAUCAAAAUAUAUUUUAUAUUUGAGAUUCUUCAAAUAGCCACCCUUUGCCUUGAUGACAGCUUUGUACACUCUUGGCAUUCUUUCAACCAGCUUCAUGAGGUAGCCACCUGGAAUGCAUUUCAAUUAACAGGUGUGCCAUCUUAAAAGUUAAUUUGUGGAAUUUAUUUCCUUCUUAAUGCGUUUGAGCCAAUCAGUUGUGUUGUGACAAGGUAGCGGGGGUAUACAGAAGAAAGCCCUAUUUUGUAAAAGACCAAGUCCAUAUUACGGCAAGAACAGCUCAAAUAAGAAAAGAGAAAUGACAGUCCAUCACUACUUUAAGACAUGAAGGUCAGUCAAUACGGAACAUUUCAAGAACUUUGAAAGUUUCUUCAAGUGCAGUCGCAAAAACCAUCAAGCGCUAUGAUGAAACUGGCCGCCACAGGAAUGGAAGACCCAGAGUUACCAUUGCUGCAGAGGAUAAGUUCAUUAGUUACCAGCCUCAGAAACUGCAGUCCAAAUAAAUGCUUCACAGAGUUCAAGUCACAGACUCAUCUCAACAUCAACUGUUCAAAGGAGACUGUGUGAAUCAGGCCUUCAUGGUUGAAUUACUGCAAAGAAACCACUACUAAAGGACACCAAUAAGAAGAAGAGACUUGCUUGGGCCAAGAAACACGAGCAAUGGACAUUAGACCAGUGGAAAUGUGUCCUUUGGUCUGGAGUCCAAAUUGGAGAUUUUUGGUUCCAACCGCCGUGCCAUUGUGAGACGCGGUGUGGGUGAACGGAUGAUCUCCGCAUGUGUAUUUCCCACCGUAAAGUGUGGAGGUGUUAUGGUGGGGGGGUAUAUUGCUGGUGACACUGUCUGUGAUUUAUUUAGAAUUCAAGGCACACUUAACCAGCAUGGCUACCACAGCAUUCUGCAGCGAUACGCCAUCCCAUCUGGUUUGAGUUUAUUGGGACUAUCAUUUGUUUUUCAACAGGACAAUGACCCAACACACCUCCAGGCUGUGUAAGGGCUAUUUUACCAAGAAGGAGAGUGAUGGAGUGCUGCAUCAGAUGACCUGGCCUCCACAAUCCCCCGACCUCAACCCAAUUGAGGUGGUUUGGGAUGAGUCGUACCGCAGAGUGAUGGAAGGGCAGCCAACAAGUGCUCAGCAUAUGUGGGAACUCCUUCAAGACUGUUGGAAAAGUAUUCCAGGUGAAGCUAGUUGAGAGAAUGCCAAGAGUGUGCAAAGCUGUCAUCAAGGCAAAGGGUAGCUAUUUGAAGAAUCUCAAAUCUCAAAUAUAUUUUGAUUUGUUUAACACUUUUUGGGUUACUACAUGAUUCCAUAUGUGUUAUUUCAUAGUUUUGAUGUCUUCCCUAUUAUUCUACAAUGUAGAAAAUAGUAAAAAUAAAGAAAAAUCCUUGAAUGAGUAGGUGUUCUAAAACCUUUGACCGGUAGUGUAAAUGAACUUGCCUAGCCCUCGCCAGUUGAGAGAGAGAGCUGUCCAAAGUUGGCUAACGUUAGCUAUUCUUUUUGCCUCAAUCACACUAGACCUGAAUCAAACAAUGAAACCAGCGGCCAAACGUUUGAAUACCGAUAUUCUGACGUUUUUUCAGCGCAAUGUGAGUUUUUAUUAGUCAGUAUAGCAAUGUACAGUGGGGAAAAAAAGUAUUUAGUCAGCCACCAAUUGUGCAAGUUCUCCCACUUAAAAAGAUGAGAGGCCUGUAAUGUUCAUCAUAGGUACAUGUCAACUAUGACAGACAAAAUGAGAAAAAAAGUCCAGAAAAUCACAUUGUAGGAUUUUUUAUGAAUUUAUUUGCAAAUUAUGGUGGAAAAUAAGUAUUUGGUCAAUAGCAAAAGUUUCUCAAUACUUUGUUAUAUACCCUUUGUUGGCAAUGACACAGGUCAAACGUUUUCUGUAAGUCUUCACAAGGUUUUCACACACUGUUGCUAUUUUGGCCCAUUCCUCCAUACAUGUGGUCCUCUGUAGCUCAGCUGGUAGAGCACGGCGCUUGUUAUGCCAAGGUAGUGGGUUCGAUCCCCGGGACCACCCAUACACAAAAAAAAAAUGUAUGCACGCAUGACUGUAAGUCGCUUUGGAUAAAAGCGUCUGCUAAAUGGCAUAUUAUUAUUAUUAUUAUUAUACAGAUCUCCUCUAGAGCAGUGAUGUAAGUGGGAGAACUUGCACAAUUGGUGGCUGACUGAAUACUUUUUUCCCCCACUGUAAUGUAAUUGAUCUGUCAGUUUCCCUAGCUAAUUCCCUACUUUUCACACAAAUACAGUAAUAAACAGCUCUACAUGCUUCACAGUCAUGGUGCACAGUCAGUACACAACACUAUUCUCAUUCAUGUCUUAGCAGGAUCAGAUGGUGACAGGUGUCUGGGCAGGGUCAGACAGCCAGGGAAGACCAGUCUACGGAGCUCAGGUGAAUUUUGCAGUAUAUUAACAAUAUCAGAGAAUGAUACAAAGUUCCAUCUUGAGUUGAUGGGUAGACCUACAGUAGCUACAGGACAGCAGCUUAAGCUUAAAGCUACAGUUUGGGAUCUGGGAAUAAUGGUCAUUUCAGUUAUUGAACCAUUGAUUCUAUUCUUGGAUAAUAUAGUGUAUAAAUGUACACCAAUGUAAUUAUUUGUCUUGACUCAUCUUAGGAGGAUCAGAUGGUGACAGGGGUCUCAGCAGGGUCAGGCAACCAGGGAAGACCAGUCUGUGUUGGAUUUUUGCAGAUGCAACACUUUAUUCUCUCUGUGCAGCAAAUACUGGACAAGCCAGAUUCUUCAAAGAUUGAAACUAUUUUAAGGCAGUCUGACAAACUUCCAAAGUUGAUUUCCAAACUGUAUGACACAAAACAUGUCAAACAAAAAUGUGAGAAAGACCUGGUAGAAUGAGUAAUUGAUGAUGAUGAAUGGAUACAGAUAUGUUUGAAUGCCCUGUCAUGUUCAUAUGAUCUCAGACAUACAUUACUGCAGUUUAAGACCAUGCAUAGAACAUACUAUAUGCCAGUGAAACUGAAUUACAUGCACACAGAAAUGUAAUUCCUCUGCUGGAGGUGUAAAACACAAAAUGGGACAUAUUUGCAUAUGUUAUGGUCUUGUGAAGGCUUGCUGAAUUCUGGCAAAGAGUAUUCUCUUUUAUCUCAGCAUGUCUACAGAUUCUCCCUUCUCCCUGUUUAUGUUUGCUUGAAAAUGUUGAUACUAGAGACUGUUAUCAGAAGAAGCUGUGUAACCAAGCAUUUAUAGCGGCUAAGAAAUGCAUUGCCAUUAAUUGGAAGGUUGGUUAUCCUCCCACAAUGGAUGGCACAAAUGUCAAAUGAUGUAUCACUAGAUUUGAUUUAUUACAAGAGUAAAUGGAAUACAGUACGAUAAAAGGAGUCUGUUUUGGAAACAUGUCUACGUCAGAGGAGAUAUCUAUUUAGGCAAUCCCUAGCUGCUGGGCUGCUCAGUCCUGGCCCUGGGGGUCUGUCGUCCUGUGCGUUGUCACUCUGGCCUUGGCCUAACACACCCGAAACCAAUAAUGAAUGUUUCACUAAGAUCCUAAAGCUGUGUGGGGUGUGUUUGGUUGGGGCGCUGCAGGGCGGUGGACCCCUAGAUACAGGACGGGGUGAUCCAGCUAUAUUGUGUGCAAGUAAAAAGAGCUGAACAAAACUAUAAACACAACAUGCUACAAUUUCAUAGAUUUGACUGAGUUACAGUUCAUGAAUAAAUAAAUAAAUUAAUUGAAAUAAAUUCAUUAGGCCCUAAUCUAUGGAUUUCACAUGACUGGGCAGGGGCGCAGCCAUGGGUGGGCCUAGGAGGGCAUAGGCCCACCCACUUUGGAGCCUGGCCCACCCACUGGGGACCCAGGCCCAGCCAAUCAGAAUGAGUUUUUCCCCACAAAAGGGCUUUAUUACAGACAGAAAUACUCCUCAGCAGAGGAUGUCUUAAUAAAGACAAUCAACCACUUAAAACAAAAGUAAUAAUGAUCUCUUACCUAGCUUGAUGACUGUGGGCAUUUUUGCUUACUUUUUGUUGUUCUAAAUAGACACGACAUAUUGGAUUGUGUAGAAAUGCAGGAAAUGAGCAUUAGAUGGCCAAAAAAGUCCUCCCCAGACCCCCGGCCAGGUUAUGUCCCCCCCACUUCUAAAACCAAAGUUGUGCCCCUGUCUAUGAUCCUAAUUUCCAUGUCUUGUCCUUGCAACAAUUUAGAAAUCAGUUUGAAAUAGGCUAUAGCUCUCCUUUUCCUCUUAAUUGUUCAUGGAUAGCCUACUCCUAUAAUUCAAACAAUUAAAAUACCAAGACGUAUGUUUUACUUUCACCUCAUAUACACUGUAAAACCCUGAAACAUGACGCGUUUAUAACCUAAAGUAAUGUGACAACCAACCCAUGAUGAGAGGACCAGCCCCAGUCUCCCCUAUUCAACCAACCCAUGAUGAGAACCAGCCCUAGUAUCCCCUAUUCAACCAACCCAUGAUGAGAACCAGCCACAAUCUCCCCACUUCAACCAACCCAUGAUGAGAGAACCAGCCCCAGUCUCCCCUAUUCAACCAACCCAUGAUGAGAGAACCAGCCCCAGUCUCCCCUAUUCAACCAACCCAUGAUGAGAGAACCAGCCCCAGUCUCCCCUAUUCAACCAACCCAUGAUGAGAACCAGCUCCAGUCGCCCCUAUUCAACCAACCCAUGAUGAGAACCAGCCCCAGUAUCCCCUAUUCAACCAACCCAUUAUGAGAACCAGCCCCAGUCUCCCCACUUCAACCAACCCAUGAUGAGAACCAGCCCCAGUCUCCCCACUUCAACCAACCCAUGAUGAGGGAACCAGCCCCAGUCUCCCCACUUCAACCAACCCAUGAUGAGGGAACCAGCCCCAGUCUCCCCACUUCAACCAACCCAUGAUGAGAACCAGCCCCAGUCUCCCCACUUCAACCAACCCAUGAUGAGGGAACCAGCCCCAGUCUCCCCUAUUCAACUAACCCAUGAUGAGAGAACCAUCCCCAGUCUCCCCUAUCCAACCAACCCAUGAUGAGAACCAGCCCCAGUCUUCCCUAUAAUCCCAUCCAAUCAUUAAAACCCCAAUCUAAUCCCAAUCUAAUCGUACAGAUGUUGUGAUAUUCCACAGGCAGUCUCCUCCAUCAUCAGCUAUGACAGUGCAGCAGGGGGAGCAUUCAACGUGGUUAAAACCACCGGCGCCAUCGGCAGUGCCACUGUAGCAGAGAUGGUCAUGACCCUCUUCUUGUCCCUGGUAGUCUGUAUGGGGGCCGUCAACGGCAGGACCCGUACCCCACUGGCCCCACUUUGCAUCGGGCUCACUGUGACUGCUAACAUACUGGCUGGGUAAGGGCUGAGCAAAUCUAUGGAGACCUGUCAUGGUAGAUGUAGAUGAUGUAUUGAAAUGACAAGGGUUCACGGCAGAACAGGUUCAAUACUAUUCCUGCUGUGCCGUUAUCGACAAUAACAAGAAAUGGCACAGCAGGAAUAAAGAGGACAUUGCCAUUGACAUCACUGCCUGCCUGAUGACAUCACUGCCUGCCUGAUAAUGAUUAAUUCUACUAACUACAUGUAUUGAUCUGAUGUAAUGCAUUGUUCGAUCAAUAUAAAACCAGAUUUGUUUGUCCCAUUGGUCUUUUAGCGGGUCAGUAUCUGGAGGGUGUAUGAACCCAGCGCGGGCGUUUGGCCCUGCAGUGGUGGCUAACUACUGGGAGUACCACUGGAUCUACUGGGUGGGACCGGUUGCUGGGGCCCUUAUCACUGGCAGCUUGAUCAGGUAGGAUACAGCACACCCAGCCUUCAUUACUCACCUAUUUAUAGAUUGUAUUACCCUUAUGCCAUAGAUUGUGGCCUUAAAGAGGCCAUAGAAUGGCACUGCAUUUUCAGUUUCAGCCUGUCAUACAUCAUACUCUAUACAGUCAGUAGGAGAGUAUUGCUUCUUCGCAUUGCAAUUCAUGUAUUGUUUACUAUCAUUGAAUUCCUAUUUUUGUAUACAGGUUGUUGUUUGGAGACCAGAAGACACGUCUUGUUCUGAAGUGAAAGUGUUGUCUUGGAGACAUGAGGGCAUUGUCUUCCAAAAUAUUGUAUUGCCCUGUAUAGCUUGCAGAACUUUUGUAUUUCACAUCUUGUCAUACACGUCAUAUUGUUUUGAACUGUACUGUACUGUAAAACAUUUGUUUUUCUUCAUAAAUACAGUACAUUCAAACCUAUAAUCACCUCUGGCCAUUCAGGCCGUCAGUCAUUGUUGAUGUGUUUGGUUCAAAGUUCUUUAAUGGAAACUAUUUUAUUACACGAUAGGUGGUGUAAUAACUUUUUGAACUUAACAGACGCAUUGAACUCACUGACUGAUAAAAUAAGUUCAAAAUCACACUUCAACUGGCAUGCAUAUAUCAUUUAUUGACAAUAUCAAAAAAGAUGUUUAAUGUUUUCACAUUUGCCAUGCAUCCCUGACAUUAAGUGUCUCAAACGUAAAAUACAC